AUGUCUUACUACGAGCAGUGCAAGCAGCCCUGCCUGCCCCCUCCCAUUUGCGUGCAGAAAUGCAGCCCAUGCGCGGCGCCUUGCAAGACGGUGUGCGUGGAGCCCUGCAGUGACGUCUGCGUGAAGCCGUGCUCCACGCAGUGCGUGGAGGUGUGCCCAGUGCCCUGCGCCACCCAGUGCACCCCGUCCUGCACCACCCAGUGCGUGGAGCCUUGUGCCACCCAGUGCACCACGUCCUGCCCCGUCCAGUGCGUGGAGCCUUGCGGCACCCAGUGCGUGGAGCCCUGCCCCGUCCAGUGCGUGGAGCCCUGCAGCACCCAGUGCGUAGAGGUCUGCCCCCCUAAGUGCAUCGACGUCUGCGUACAGCCGUGUGCCACUCAGUGCCCCACCCCGUGCGUGGAGCCCUGCGUCACUCAGUGCCGCACCAAGUGCGUGGAGCCCUGCCCGCCGGCCUGCGUGGAGGUGUGUACCACCAAGUGCGUUGAUUCCUGCGAGACCGUGUGCCUGGAGUCGCGUGGCACCGUCUGCUCUCGCCGGUGCUGACGGCUUUAACACACGAGCCUUGCACGCAGCCCUGGCGCUUCGGAGCAUCGCAGCGUCCACCGGCUCACGUGCA
Messenger RNA from Athene cunicularia (burrowing owl), 616 nucleotides. RefSeq names its product proline-rich protein 9-like. The transcript has a single exon. NCBI's taxonomy places the organism in Eukaryota, Metazoa, Chordata, Aves, Strigiformes, Strigidae. The coding region runs from base 1 to 543 and encodes 180 amino acids. The record is from RefSeq and is a predicted model, not a curated record.